Messenger RNA from Acanthopagrus latus (yellowfin seabream), 1679 nucleotides. It is a transcript of the gene rad51ap1, whose product is annotated as RAD51 associated protein 1. The record is from RefSeq and is a predicted model, not a curated record. The transcript has 9 exons. Gene Ontology annotation, molecular function: single-stranded DNA binding; double-stranded DNA binding. NCBI's taxonomy places the organism in Eukaryota, Metazoa, Chordata, Actinopteri, Spariformes, Sparidae. The coding region runs from base 296 to 1258 and encodes 320 amino acids. Gene Ontology annotation, biological process: double-strand break repair via homologous recombination; interstrand cross-link repair.
UCAGGCGGGCUGGUUGAAAGCGCAGCGAGUCCUUCAGGUGGCUGCUACCUUGUAAAAGUAACAUUAUUAGCCUGUUACUCAGCUAAAGUGGACGCAUUUCUCUUGGUAAAUAAUCGGAUACGUGUUAGCAGGUGGAACCAUCGACAGUUAGCGCUAGGUUAGCUUAUCCAGCGUGCAAACGUUAGCAUGCGUUUCUUUAGCUAAACUUAUCGGUGUUGAUGUAACGGCUAGCCAGCCAACUCAACAUUGAUGCUAGCUGAAUCAAAAGCUUUAUCGGUUUUUAAACUCGCAAGCAAUGGACCGUCCGCCAAGGAAGACAAAGGUUGUGAAUUACUGUGAAGCCAAGGACUUUGAUGAUGAUGAUGAGGAUUUUGCCUGUGCGAAGCCUCCACCCAGCAAAAAGCCCAGAGAGGAUGUGAACCAGGAGCACAAGAAAACAUCGAGCAAGUCCUCCAGUCAAGACUCCAACUCACAGUCCACUGAGAAGAGCAGACGUCCACUUGAUGAGAGGCUACAAGAAAGAGAUCUAGAAGCGGCAAUUAUACUGUCCAUGCUUGAUAAUACAGAUCAGGACCAGUCUCCCGCCAGUACAGGAGAAGUGGGUGUUAAAGUUACUGUAGAUGAAAACAUGGAUCCGACUUCUUUGCGCCGAUCCAACUGCAGCGUGGAUGGCGAUAUUUUGGGCUUGGAUGAAAUCAUAUCAGAAAAAGAGUCACUUUCCAGACAGAGAAAGGCUGCUGCUAAAGCCACUGAGGAGCAGAAGAAACAGCUUACAGACAAAGAUGAAGACUACGAGCCCAAACUGACCCCAGAUUCAGGAAGUGAUGAAGAUUUCAGUGAACCAGCUGAUAGCGAAGAUGAGGAAUUCACAGUUAAGAAAGUCAGCAAAACAAAGAAGAAGGAGAAAGUAACCAAGAAAGAGAAAACCAAACCGCCCCCUGCUUCUAAAAAAGAAAAAACGGCAUCAAAACCAAAGUCCAAAACGCAGACAACAGCUUCCACACCAGUGAGAAGUCCUCCAACAGCUAAAUGUGCCCCCAAGAGACCUUCAUCAUCUUCCACAGUCUCCACAUCAAAACCUGCAUCUUCUCUGAGCCCAGCAGGUGGCAGGAUACCCAAGUGGAACCCACCAGGUCAAGUUGGUAAGAGUCCCACUUCAGCUGGUUCAGCAGUGAAGUCUCCAGGUCAGGGUCUUCGCCUGGGACUGUCCCGCCGAGUUCGAGUCAAACCUCUUCACCCCAGUGUCGCGACUCACUGACGAGUGAUCACUGGUCUGUAGAUUUGUUUGAAUGCGUCUGUUUUUGUUGUCAUUUUAGUUUCAUCACGUAUUCUUUUAAAAAAAGAUGCUUUUAAAUCAUUUCAAUAUUACUUGAUGUGUGUUACUAUACAUAUAAAAUGAUUUCCAGGAUCUGUUUUCAUGGGAUGCUUUGGGCAUCUAUACAGCUUGCACCUUGAGCUAUUGUUUCACCAUCAUAGAUCAAUGUCAUUGUCAGAUUAUUAUCAGUCCACUUACUGUGUCAGAUUUCUCUCAGAUUUCUCUGAUUGUUGGCAUGUGGAGAAGUUUGAAUUAUAACUUUUUUUUUUAACUAGUCUUGCAAUUUGUCUCCCCUUUGUUUUAUUGUGUGAAAAACGUGUGUAUAUUAUGUACAUAUAUAUAAUAAAAUUUAAAAGAAGUUUAA